UAAUACAGCGAAAUAACGGUAGCGCAGGGUAUAAAAGUUAGAGACAGAGAAGAAAAAUGAUCUGGACUAUCCAUAUCGUUGCGCUACUUUGUAGCCUCCUUGGCUUGCGACCCUGCGCUGGAGAGGUUCCGAGGCAGGGUGCUUUCAUUACUUACAGCGAAGUCAGCCGGUCAAGGGAUGAACUGGAUCCUGGCUCCAUCGCGGCUGUUGCGCUGGUUUCAACUUACGGCCAGAUUCGACUUCGUUUGCGUCGGGACUGGGCCCCAAAGGCAUGUGAGGCUAUAGCCGCCAUGGCGGUUGGCACAUCACGGGAAUGUUCCGGCUGUAGCUUUUAUCGUCAUGAGCCCGUGCCACUGAACUGGGGCGUCAACGGUUUCAGUGGCCCGCCGUAUGCGCUACUCCAGGGUGGCCUCCCCGGGAUGCUGAGCAAGGUUAAAAUGGAAAACGCGAAACUGCUACCGGUUAUAUGGGCCUGGAAGCUUGGAAUGGAGCAGGUUAUGCAAAUUGGGCGCGGCACGGCGGCCUUCAUUGGGGAUACGUCGGAUUUCUUUAUUGGCACCGCAGAUCACACGGAGUGGGGCGGGGCCUUCACGGUGUUUGCGGAGGUCGUGGCCGAGGACAUGGCAGGAGUGGUGUCUAACAUCCCUGUGGAGCCGUACCGCAACAGUACAGACUCGUACAACAUCACCACCAGAUGGCUGCUACAGUCAAUACCAUUUACGCUACAGCCGCUGCGCCUAGAUGAGCUUUCGACUGGUGCUGUGUAAGGGGUCGCUGCUGUUGCGUAAAUCAACUCAAUCGUGCUGUUCGUGACGAGAAAGACAUCUGGGGCCAGGCUGCAAUAGCUUGAAGACACAGCUGGCGCUCCAACUAAACUUCAAACUGGCCUCCCAACAGAAAGGCUUGUAGCUCUGAAAUCGGCAAAAGCCCUCUCCCAAGUGCCACGAGGCUCGGGCAGUGAACACGCGGGGAAGAUGGGGGAAGGGGCAGCACGAGAGUGCCGCAAGGCUGUUUUCAGGAAGGACCGAGCCUGGCUUGGUGUUGGCUGAGCUGAGCCCCGGGCCUUCGGCGUUCCACAAGUGAGUCGGACCCGUCCCCGCGGCAACUUGAGAUUGAGGAGGUGCUCUUGCAACGGGUUGAUAGUAGCUGUCAAGCUACACGCUAUAUCCCGGUGCUUGUUUAUAGCCUGCCUUCGGACAGAAUGCGAAUAUGGGCGUGUUUGUUCAGCUCGUUUGCUCGUUAGCGUGCAGUACAAUAUAUCUACAUUGUCAUUGACCAUGCUUGCCGUGUUCUAUCCCAUAUGCGUGCGACUUGCAUUUGUACUGUCAGAGGGGUGCAAAGUGGUCCUAAUCCUCUAAUCCAGGGGGUGGGUACCGGUCAGCAAUCCUCUAAUCUCAACAGGGGUGGACCACUUCUAAUCCCUAAUCCAGAGUGGUGGUCUAAUCCAUAUCCUAGGGUCGGGGUUCUAAUCCUAAUCCUGUGGCCGGGUCCCAAUCCCAAUCCUGGGGGGGGUCCCAAUCCUAAUCCUGGGGCCGGACCGCAAUCCUAACUCUGAGGCUGGGGUCCCAAUCCUAAUCCUCUUGGUCGUGUCGUAAUCCUUAUCGUGGAGCUGUUAUCGUGUGACUGAUUAAGCAGCCUCUCGCACAAAUGUGUCCGGUCGUACUUCGCGAAUAGAGACUCCGUACAUCUCGUCCCAAAAGUCAGGAGCGAAUUUUGCCGCGCAGAUGCGCGCGUGCGAUUCGCAAAAUGCGCCUGUACAAAUGUAUAUAAAAUUUC
This is a messenger RNA of Volvox carteri f. nagariensis, 1776 nucleotides long. RefSeq lists its product as uncharacterized. Lineage: Eukaryota; Viridiplantae; Chlorophyta; Chlorophyceae; Chlamydomonadales; Volvocaceae. Bases 57 to 767 code for a protein of 236 amino acids. The transcript is spliced from 7 exons. The record is from RefSeq and is a predicted model, not a curated record.